AAACAGAAACAAAUAAACUUGUACAAUUGGAUAAAUUAUUUUAAUUUUAUAUCCAUAUAUAAUUUGGGGAGGUAGUGAUGUGACAUGCCAAGUACAGUAUUGUGUAUUGGACCUUUUCAUUUUUUAACAUGAACAAUAUUUGGUUGUUCUUACGUUUUAUUCCAACCAGUAUCAAGUCAGACAGAUUUUUGCUUGGCAGUUUUAACCGAUUUAUAUGAAAUGUUUGAUUUAAAGUUCUCCGAGCCUUUGGUUGCUCGAUUUCAUUGGGUGUCAGAAGACGGUUUGAAGCUGCUAACAAAAUACAACAACUCGCAUGAAAUCAGAACCAUCCCAUUGAUGAACGUCGUACACAGUUUUGAAGAUAUAUCAUGCAGUAUAUGUUUCUCACCCGACUCCAAGUACCUUGCUUACUCUUCAGAGUCUUUCUUCAAGAUUUUAAACUUGGACGACUUGGACACCUUUUAUUUAAAAUUAAACAGCAAAGUCAUCAAGGUCUUGUGGAACAAGCGCAGCAGUGCUGUCGUCUUCAUAUCUGAUUUGGAGCUGUUCACAGGUGUCUGCGAUAUCAUAAAUCACAAGAACUUUAAGCUAAAAGGCUGUUCUCUUGACACGCUUGGAAAACCUUUGUGCUCUUUUAGCCCAAAUGAUGAUUAUUUCUGUACAAUUUCCUCACAGAAGUUACACGUAUACUGUGCCAAAUUGUGGACUCUGAAAAUAAUUAUUAACUGUUAUGGAGUUUCAAUGCUGAAAUUUAUCUCACCAUAUGUUGUGUUUGUCGCAAUGAAUGAAAGUUAUCGUGCGAUCUCUGUGCUGAGUGCUUCUAAAUUAAUUGAUAAAGAUUGCCUCCCAGACCAUUGCGUUAAAGACAUAGCGGUAUCUGAAAAACACUUGCUGGCUUGUAUCGCUUCAUAUUCGAAUAGUUUAAUUAUUUAUGAGACUGUGUCAUUUAAACAGCUUAUUCUAAUCAGUUGCAAGUUCAAACUUCAAAUAAGCAAUGCAGUCAAUAUAUGGGAGGAAAAACACAACAGGAUGUGUUUAAAAUGGAUUUUUAAUUUAGACAACCUGGAUUUCUACAUCGUUAAAAAUUUUAGCGAUGAGCACCAUGCUAAAAACAAAAAGUUUAUCACUUCUUUCAGCCACGAUGGUAAAUUCAUUGCCGCCUACAAUCCUGGUAUACCUGAUUUUGUAAGUAUCUGGUCUUGGUCGGAAGACUCACCGUUGAAAUCUAUCAUACUUGUCAACAACACAGAAAUCAAAGGGUUAAAAUGGGCCAAGCAGAACGUCCUCGCUAUCGUCGGAAAUAACAAGAUUUUCUUUUGGCAUGAAACGUCUUGCACAAAUAUUGUACUGAACGAUGAGGUUCAAUUCAAUUGGGUCAACAAGGGAAAGUGCAUAUGUACAAUUGGUAAUAACAACAUAGUUCAGCUUGUGUCUGUAAUUUUAAAGCCUAUUUGAAGAUAAUUUUGGUUCAUUUGAAGUCUAGAAUAUAACAAAACUAAACUAACCAGAAAUGUUUUUGCCUUGUCAUUUGAAAUAUUUUUACUAUUUUGUUUUAUUCGACUUGAAAUACAAAACGAUAUAAAAUAUUUGGACUUUAACAAAAAAAGUUAUUGUUAUGGAAGAGGACAAGAGGAGGGAAAAGAGGCGCCCCUCCGAAACAUUAGAAGAGAACCGGCGGCAACACUGGGACGGUUGGCAACGCUGAGGGGUUGGUGUUGACGAGAGGGAAGAACAAAGAAACGGGACUAACGGUGGUACGCACGGAGAACUGCGCAGUUGUGGUUGUUUGGGACAACGGCGUUUUGUAUUCUAGCGACUUUAAUUAAAUUACUUUAUAUCAAA
This is a messenger RNA of Cimex lectularius (bed bug), 1842 nucleotides long. RefSeq lists its product as uncharacterized. The coding region runs from base 220 to 1455 and encodes 411 amino acids. NCBI's taxonomy places the organism in Eukaryota, Metazoa, Arthropoda, Insecta, Hemiptera, Cimicidae. Gene Ontology annotation, molecular function: protein binding. The transcript is spliced from 2 exons. Gene Ontology annotation, cellular component: MWP complex; mitotic spindle; microtubule organizing center. The record is from RefSeq and is a predicted model, not a curated record. Gene Ontology annotation, biological process: microtubule anchoring at mitotic spindle pole body; mitotic sister chromatid segregation; protein localization to mitotic spindle pole body.